Columba livia (rock pigeon) is the source of this 2651-nucleotide messenger RNA. RefSeq names its product ring finger protein 128 (gene RNF128). The coding region runs from base 144 to 1358 and encodes 404 amino acids. NCBI's taxonomy places the organism in Eukaryota, Metazoa, Chordata, Aves, Columbiformes, Columbidae. The record is from RefSeq and is a predicted model, not a curated record. The transcript has 7 exons.
CACCUGGAGCACUCACCUGGCGGGUGUCAGGUUCCUGCUGGAACUGAAAUUUCAAACUCCUCAGCAGGCUGCAGGCUAACAACGACCACUGCCAGCCGAAAAUACCUGUGGACAUCGACAUUUUGUGCUUAUAUUAAUAAGCAAUGAAGCAAGUGGCUAAGUUCAGCUUUUUCUGCCUCCUGGUGAUUGUUAGUACUUUAUUCAAGACCACAGUGGCAAUUUCGGUGAGAGCCUCUAUUCGUUUACUUUAUCACAACAGCACUAGCAAAUGGUCUGCGUCCGAGAAGUGCGAAUGUGGCCUGUAUGGAUUAAAUUCUCCGCUGCUUAGUGCUCGGGGGCUUGUAGGCAUUCCUAAAUCUGAUCUUCAAGCCUGCAACGCGAAUACCCAGUUCACUGUCGCAGAACCACCGUGGAUCGCGCUGAUCGAAAGAGGCAAUUGCAGUUUUGCCGAAAAAAUUGCGGUGGCAGCCAGAAGGGGUGCGACAGCAGCUGUGAUCUACAACACGCCGAGCAAAGGCAACAGGACCAUCCUGAUGUCGCACCUCGGUGCUGAAAGCAUCGUUGCAAUUAUGAUUGGCAACCUGAAAGGCAUGGAGAUCUUACAUCGGAUCGAGAGUGGCCUGAAAGUCACUAUGGCUAUUGAAGUGGGGAAAAAGCACAGUCCUUGGAUGAAUCAAUACUCCAUCUUCUUCAUCUCGGUGUCGUUUUUCAUUGUCACAGCAGCAACCAUGGGCUACUUUGUUUUUUAUUCUGCUCGGAGACUCAGGAUCGCAAGGGCCCAGUCCAAGAAGCAGCGGCAACUAAGGGGCAGGGCUAAGAAGGCCAUUGAACAGUUACAGCUGCGCACCCUGAAGCAAGGGGACAAGGAAACUGGUUCUGAUGGAGACAGCUGCGUUGUGUGCAUUGAGCCGUACAAGCCGAACGAAGUUGUGCGCAUUCUGACUUGCAACCAUCUCUUCCACAAGAACUGUAUUGACCCCUGGCUUCUGGAACACAGGACAUGCCCCAUGUGCAAAUGUGACAUACUGACAGCUUUGGGUAUUGAGGUGGAUGUAGAAGAAGGGGCAGAAUCUGCACAACCCACAGUAUCCAGUGGGACACCAAAUGCCUCUGCAGUUAACGAAGAAGAUAAUAGUAGUGAAACUGCAUCAUCUGGAUAUGCUUCUGUGCAAGGAGCUGAUGAAUCUGUUCCAGAGGAACAUGCACCAUCGGAAAAUGACAGUAUGCGUCUUGUAAACAAUGAAUCUCAGCUCUCUGCUGUGAAGGUCCUCCCGCACGCUGACAACCCAAGUUUUGAGGCAGAUGAAACACAAGAUCGUGAAGUCUGUCCUAAGGAUGUGCCCAGCAACAUGGUGUGAGCCUUCUGCAAGGAGCUGCCUAUGGCUGUCACGUAUAUACCAAACAUUGCAAGACUAGCAGAAAAAUAUUGCCUUGGCAAUGUUGAGAUCAAAUAGACUUGUUCAAAUUGUAACCAUAUGGUUUGCCGUUCUUAAAACUGCAUCUCCCACAUGGAAUUUAGUUUUAGCACUCUUCAGCUAAAGCUGUCUUAAAUAUAAAGAAAAACAUCAUAUUUUAACACUAAAAAGCUCCAUCUUCAGCAAAGCUUCUCUUCAGUGUUUGAGUCAUUUAAAUAAGAAGAUUCUUUAUGUUGUAGCUGUCUCUACUGGGAAUUGUUUUGACUUAGGGUUUUUUGUUGUUGUUGUUUAUUGUUUUAAUUCGAGUGGAUUUUCAUUGUAAACAAAUUGAUUUUGAUCUAGUCUAAUACUUAUUUACCAGACAAACUUUGGUUUAAAGCAACACUGUAUUCAAUAUUUCAGCGCACUAAUUUGAUAGGAGAAAGUACAAACUAAUGCCUGUCAAGCUGGAUUUUGCCCACGGUGUCUUUGGUUGUCUAGUAAACGGAUUGAUUCUCUACCUCUCAACUCCAACCUGCCAACCACACAUUCCUAAAGGGAAAAGAGAGCUUCAAGCUGACAGGCCCGAUCUGACUUGCACAAUACUGUAAAGGGAACAAUUGCAGGACUUUUUCAGACCUGUUAGUAUUAAACAGUCUGAAAGAUCCUCCAUGGUUUUGGGAGUUAUCAUCUCUAGCACCAGCAUGUGCCAGAGUCCUGGCUUUGUGAGAGUCUGGGAUGACUUCAGGAAGACUGAACUAAAGAUGAAAAGGCAGAUUCUUCCCAAAGGUUCUGCCAUAUUUUGUUUGGAAAGUGAUCCAGCUUCUGAAAAUGCUGGACUAUUGCUGCAUGUUGUCUUGUCUGUGUGCUAAAGCUGCAGGGAGAGCUGGCACUGUGUAAAUAUACCAGAUAAUGGAGAAGUAAGUUGUCUGCCAUCUGUGGGGAGUUGAACUGGGGUCCAGGAGGAGCACUGGUGCCUCCAGAGCAAGUGUAGGGCCUUGCCCAGCAAAGGUAACUAAGGACAUCUUACAGAUGCACUUUAUUUUUAUUUUUUUUUACCUCUGUAUCUAUGGCUUAUUUCUAAUGUUAGCAGAACUUUGAAAGCCCGCAAUAAAGUACUAUUGAAUCUGGAGGGGAAAAACAAUGCAUUUUCUUAGCUCUAGUACAAUUAAAACAGUUGUAAAUAUUUAAUGAUUUGUAUUGAAUUUGAAUAUGAAAAUGUAAAUAAAACUAUAUUUUGAUGACCCUGACACUAAA